Puccinia graminis f. sp. tritici CRL 75-36-700-3 is the source of this 150-nucleotide messenger RNA. RefSeq lists its product as uncharacterized. The record is from RefSeq and is a predicted model, not a curated record. NCBI's taxonomy places the organism in Eukaryota, Fungi, Basidiomycota, Pucciniomycetes, Pucciniales, Pucciniaceae. The transcript has a single exon. The coding region runs from base 1 to 150 and encodes 49 amino acids.
AUGCCCAUGGUUACCACUAGUGCUACGCACUCCUAUCGCUUCACCGAUGAUGGAGGAAUGGAGCUAUUUUCCGAGGAAGGCAAGCAGGAUGUCCUAGAGCGUCGGGUCUACCCUGAGGACAUGAUGCCAUCUCCAGAACGCCCGACCUGA